Messenger RNA from Aspergillus heteromorphus CBS 117.55, 3243 nucleotides. Its product is annotated as putative PAB1 binding protein (Pbp1). Gene Ontology annotation, molecular function: RNA binding. Lineage: Eukaryota; Fungi; Ascomycota; Eurotiomycetes; Eurotiales; Aspergillaceae. The record is from RefSeq and is a predicted model, not a curated record. Gene Ontology annotation, cellular component: cytoplasmic stress granule. The transcript is spliced from 4 exons. Gene Ontology annotation, biological process: cytoplasmic stress granule assembly. Bases 131 to 3133 code for a protein of 1000 amino acids.
CCCCCAUCACCGUCCUCUCGGUCCUGUUAGCGCAGGCGGUGUGCUCUGGCGUCGUGCCCUCCGUCCGCUCUCUUUACGGCUUUGCGUCGUCCGACGACGUAGAGCUUCGUUCGGUGACCGAUCCAGCCAGAUGGCUUCUACCAUCAACUCCAUGCCCGCCGCCAACAAUGCGUCGGGCAAUGCCGUGAAUGCGCAGUCUUCCGGUGCCCGGCAGACUUUGAGAUCCAGCGCCAGUACUAGGGCGUCGGAUGGGAGCCGCCGUCAGUCCGGCAGUCCCUUGGAUGGUGGUCAGAGGCGCAGCAACUCUCAGAAGGCCUGGUCUCAAAAUACAAACCCCAUGACGCAACGUUCCUCAUACGCACAGCAGAACGGCAACCUGUCCCAAAGACAUGCUGCCUCGCCCAGAGCCUCCCCGAGGGAGUCAAACACCCCGGAUAACCAUGCUCAUGACCGCCUUGUCUUCCUGCUCACUAGCUUCAUUGGCUUGACCGCUACCGUCACUACCAGAAGUGGAGAGAAAUUCACCGGAAUCUUUUCUUCGUCGGCAUUGGAACCUAGCGAGUCUACCUUCGUACUGAAAAUGGUGCAGCGUCCGUCAAAGUCCGAACAACACAGAUCGAACGGGGUAAGCGAAGCCUCCAGCCCCUUCAUGGGUUCGGCACCAGAUCAUAGCAUGUCCUUUGAUUUCAAGGAUGUGGCCGACAUCUCUGUGCCGAACGUCUCUACGGCUGAUGUCACGGUGAAGGGUUCAAACGGGGCUUCUGUAGGGUUCAAGACGGACGCCGACAUCUCCGGAAAUCUAGCCAUCCGUGAGCGGACCUUGAAGCGCUGGGAGCCAGCAGCAGAUACAGAUGUCGAUCUGUCUCUCGAAACCAGCAACAACUCAAGUGGGUGGGAUCAAUUCGAAACGAACGCCAGACUCUUCGGGGCUACUAGCAGCUACGACGAGAAUAUGUACACCACUCGCAUCGACAAGUCGGAUCCUACCUACAAGCAGAAGCAAGCAGAUGCUGCUAGAAUUGCUCGUGAGAUCGAAGGCACUAAUACCGACAAUGCCCAUGUCCGCGAAGAAAGAGGGAUGGUGUCCACGGAUGACAUCGAUGAGGAGGCGAAAUAUAGCGGCGUCCGCCGUGACGAGAGAAACUUUCCUCCUCUUGUUUCGGGGCAGCCGAACAAGUACACUCCGCCAGCGCGUAGGCAAAAUGCCGUUCAGCCCGCCGUUGCCACAGGCGCUCCUGCAGGCGCUGUCAAGCAAACUCCCGGUGUCCCUAAAGAUGCUAUUACUACAGGACCGCCAAAGGAGAACGGGCAGACUCCAGCGCAACCUGCACCUGCCGAUACUACUGCAGCGACCACCGCCACGGAGCAAAAGCCUGCGUUGUCUAAACCCCCGUCGGGCGUGACAGCACCCGCUCCUGCGAACGCUACCUCUAACGUGGAGGCAGAGGUGCUGGACUCCUUCCGCCAGUUCGCCCACAGCGAGAAAGCAAAGCUGCAGGAACGCCGUCGUAACCAAGCCUCAUAUGACCGCACACUCAAGCUGAACGAGUUGAUGAAGUUCUCGAAGAAUUUCAAACUUGCCACUCCUGUGCCCAAGGACUUGGUUCCAAUUCUUGCCAAAGAUCCGCACAAGCAGGAAGAGAUCAUUCAAAGAGCCCAGCAACAUGCUGAGGAGAAGACGGUCAUUAAAACCCCGGAAAGUACUGCUGCUGAACCAAAACCAGCGGUCCGUGCUCCUGGAGCUGCUCACCAAGAGGCGGUAACCAUGCCUCCCCCAGCACAGCCCGACCAUCAGAACUACCCUCGAGGCCGCCAAAUGUAUCCCCCUGCUGGACCGGCUGGGCGGCUUACGCAGCCGCCAGCCCAUCCAGGCCGUCAAGCCACUGGUAUGCUCGGCCAUCGCCUGGCAGAUAACAUACAGCAGCGGAAGGGGACUGCAAUGGGAUCUGUUCCAGCACCCUUGCCAAUCCAAGAGGUCCGUAUUCCCCCAACUGGUCCAGCUGGCGAUCAGCCUAGCAUCACCAGUCCGAACAAAUCGCACACCCCGACCUCUGCCGUGUCCACCAAGUUCAACGUGAAAGCAUUGGAGUUCAAGCCGAACCCUGCCGCAACCACUUUUACCCCUGGCGCUUCGUCCACCUCCUCGCCGUUCGCCAGAGGGCGAUCUGUCUCGCGCGCCACCAGUCCCUCCGCAUUCUUUGGCACCAAGAAGCCCAGACCGAUCUCCGAGCGGCCAUCGCUUAACGAUCAAUUCAACCCCAUCAAGCGUAUGAAGAAAGAAAGCGCGGCGAAAGGUGAUAAGGACUACACCUUCAACGGAGGAAUCCCCCCUGCUUACAAAACUCUGCCUACCUGGGAUGUUUCCGCCGGAAACGAAGAAAAGACCUAUCUACAGAUGUUCAAGUCGCCUGUCUCUGGACCCGCCAUAUCUCCUCAAAGCCGCUCUGCGUCGAACCCGCAGAUCCCCCACCCACCCCAAAUGCCCUUCCAAUUCCCGCAGGGGACGCCGGGUAUGCCUCCCACUAGUGGUCCUCCCCACGGGCCUCAUUUGCAUCCCCAGCAACAUCACAAUUCCGGUCCUCCGCAUUUCGAUGACCCCCACCGCAUGCAGAUGUCCGCGUCAACCUCUCAGAUGUUCCCGUCCCCGAGACUGCAGCAUGGCUACCCAUCCCCAAUGGCGCCACAUGCCCAGCUUGCGUUCGGGCAGGGGGUGCCACAGUUUUACAUGAACCAGGGUGGUCCGCAGCCUGCGCACAUGAGACAUUACCCCGGUGCUCCUCAGUUUGUGAACCCACAGUCGGCCAUGGGUGCGCCAAUGAUGGUUCAACAGCCGUCCAGCGGGCCGUACAUGGGUGUUCCCCAGGGCGUAGCCCCUUACACCCCCCAGAUGCAAAUGUACUCUCCAAACCCAAGCCAUGCUUAUCCUCAACAUGCGCCACCGCCCCAGCCUCAUAGUGGCUAUCCGAGCCCCAGUCGGGGUGCUCCCAUGAUGAUGCACCAGAACUCACAGCCGGGUCAGCCCCCGCAGCCAGUCAUGUUCAUGUCACCCGGGCAGCAUGGGCAGCCCGUAUACCCCGCCCAGCAGCCGGGUCACAGUAUGUGUCAGUCCAUUCCAGCGGCACCUGCAGAAUGAGUUGCUGAUAUUUGACAGUGCCCCCGGUGCGAGGAAACUAUCAACAGCAGCAGCACUUCCAGUCUAGUCCCCAUCAAGUGCACCACUAUCCACCCCACCAGCACCGGACA